UAGCGUUACAGUUCAAUAUUUAAAGAAUCAAUAUUUUUCCUCACUAUUAUAUUCCCCAUUGGUCAUCUGGUAUCUAUAAAUAUAUGAAGCCAGAACAAAGUAUUAUAAGCUGUAUAUGCAAAUUCCAUUUUCAGAAAGAAAAAAGAAAAAGCAUAAUCGAACGAGAAAAUUAAUAAAAAAAAUAUAAAUUAAUUAUGUCGAAUAUAAUUCACAAGAUAGAGGAGGCCUUCCACAUUGGCCACAAUAAGGAGGAGAAGCAUCAUGAAGGUGAGCACUCCAAGAAAGAAGAAGAAUAUUCCGGCGAGCACAAGGCGGCGGAUAAGUGUGGCGGCAAGAAAGAAGAAUCCGGCGAGCACAGCGUCGGGCAUGGGGAGCAUAUGAAGGAGUUCAUGCACAAAAUCAAGAAGAAGAUUGGCGGCGGCGGCGGCAAAAAACAUAAAAGCAAAGGUCAUAAAGAAGGAGAUCAGGGAUACAAAGAGGGCAAAGGAGGAGAAGGAAAAGAAGGAGGAGACGAAGAAGAAGAAGAGAGAGAAAACGAGAGUGAGAGUGAAAGCGAAAGCGAGAGCGAGAGCGAGAGCGAAGAAGAAGAAGAAGAAGACGAAGAAUGAGGUGGUGGCCGGAUUUUAGUACGAGUUUUAAUAUGAGAUGUUUUACACCCGGGGUACGGUGAUUUUACACUAUAGAGUCAUAUAAAUAAUUACCCAGUAAACACAUAUAUAUGGGUGCGUGUGUGUUUUUAUGUGCAGAUAAAUGGUAUAGAAUCAUCUGGUCUAUUAAACCGCAAGAGUGUGAGUUUUUUUUUUUAGUAGUGAUUUUGUAUUUAUUGUAUAUUUAAUUGUUGGGUUUGUUGAUUGAUAUAGUGUGUUUGUGUGAA
Molecule: messenger RNA, 874 nt
Organism: Erythranthe guttata (spotted monkey flower)
Lineage: Eukaryota; Viridiplantae; Streptophyta; Magnoliopsida; Lamiales; Phrymaceae
Source: RefSeq, a predicted model, not a curated record